AAAUACUCUGUCGUGGUUGCUUGGCUCGUAAGAAUUCUCAGGGCAGACGAGCUUUUAUUUUGAAGCUUUAUUCUUCCUCCCUAAUUUGCGCGGGCAAAUUCUGUCUUGGCUGCAAACGGAAUUUGUUUCCUUAUCUGUCUCAAUUAAUGUCCUGCUGUUCUUGGACAAAGAAACCGUCUCCUGGUCCUUCCUCCUCUUACUACAUCGGUGACUUCGACGUCUCGUCAUACGUUUUCGAAGGUAUUUCUUCUCUUUCUAUCACCUUGAAAUUAUUGGGGAAAACGAGCACGACUGCAAUCAAAAAGACAAAGUCAGCUGAAGCGGCCUGUGAUUUGUCCUUGGAUAAGGAGGAGAAAGCUGCAGACACAUCUGUAGGUCUCCAGGAAAGGAACCAUCAACAGGACAUGAAAGACUGCAUUACAAAAGCCCUUCCUCCCCCCAGGAACAUAGAGUUCUGUUCAGUGGGAACAGACUUUGUGAUUCUGAGCUGGGACGCGCCAGAGGGUCUGGCUGAGCAGAUAGAGCAUUUCAUAGUGACCUGGUCUGAUGGGAGGAGCCAGGAGAGCCGUAAGGUUAUAGGCACCAAUGAAACGAUGAUACGAGGCCUCAGUCCUGGACGCGAGUAUCGGUUCAAGGUGGCCACAGUGGGGGAAGGUGGCCGUCAGAGUGCAUGUGUGUCAGCGUCUGAACAAACAGAAGUCCCAGCACCAGAUCGUUUGACAUCAACAGACCGAGAUGCAAGAUCCCUCACUAUUUCCUGGACUAAACCAGAUGAAUUGGAGAAAAUACCACAUCACUACCUCAUAUCCAGCACCUGCCCUGGGAAAGGGUGCUUCUCUACAAAAAGCCAGGAGACGACCUUCUCAAACUUGGACCCAGAUACUCUUUACACUGUCGAAGUUUCCACUAUCCUGGAAAAUGGAGCGCAAAGUGACCCUACGAUCAAAGAUUUCCGCACUGCACGUGUAGUAAAAAAGAGACCGUGGGAGCAUAUCUAUGAAGAUGAGUAUGAUGAUGAUGAUGAUGAUGAAGGCAAGGAGCAUGACUAUGGAGAUGAUGACACUGAGGAACAAGCAUCUCAAGAUUGUUACAGUGAAUCAACAUAUUCACAAUGACGUAAAACACCAAACAUUUGUGCUUAGUAUCAAUUUCAGAGCCACUGGCUACAAUCGCAAUUAACAGCAAAAUGGAAAUAACUGAAUGAAACAGUCGAAAAAAAUUAUGAUACUUAAUAAUAAUGAAUUAUGGCUCUGCGAAACACAUGUGCAGAUAUCUUAAACAUUGCAUUUAAUAAAAAUUUUAUGAAAUCAA
Molecule: messenger RNA, 1311 nt
Organism: Brienomyrus brachyistius
Lineage: Eukaryota; Metazoa; Chordata; Actinopteri; Osteoglossiformes; Mormyridae
Product: fibronectin-like
Exons: 6
Coding region: 147-1115 (322 amino acids)
Molecular function (GO): protein binding
Source: RefSeq, a predicted model, not a curated record